GUCGUUCAGAGCGCACGACGCUCUUUCAACAAUCCUGGUAUCGUGUCUCAGAAAAUAAAAUAAAAUUACAAAAUGUGCUCACUUGUGCCCUCUUUUGUGUUGUUUCUGUGUUUUGAUGUGAUGUUUGUGUUGUUCGAUCGUUGAAAUCAUAACGUUUCAAAAGACCAUCAGCAAGGUUCCAGUUCUCAUUAGAAUACAAUACAAAUUAAUGGGUGAUUAAAACCCUCAGUCACGCUCAGCGUUUCGACGAUGACAGUUAAAAAAUAAGUCAAAUAAAAACCAUGUGAUGAUAAAUACGAAAAAAUGUUCGCGAAGACAGAUCGAUUUUGGGACCGCAGAAAGUAUAAAGUUGCGCGAUGACGACACGAUACCGACUUAACGGGUGUAUAAAAUAAUCGAUUAAAAUCGAUUCUAGACUCGUUUAAAUUUAACAUAGUUUGUGUCUCGCUUUUUUGUGUGUCGCAUUGUAACGCGUGUGUGUUUAUAAUUAAUUUGCUCGAUUUAUUUCGGUUAUUUCAUUUUAUAUCGAUAUUAAUAUUCGUUUCCUGAAGCAAUAUUAGAUAAGGCAUAUUCGCGUAGUGUUUUGUAAAUAAAUAAUUAAUUUUCUGUGUCAUUUAGUGAUAAAACGUAGUGUAAAUAUAAAUCUGUUUCAUUUUACGACGAUACAAGCGCUCGAGCGGCCGCGUAGUUCGGGCAUACGGGUAAUAGCUUAUAUAACUAAUUCUGUAAAAAAAAAAAAAUACGUUCAAUAAUCAUAAGUAAUAAUUCCGUUCCUAUAGGCAAUAUUUUUUAAACCGUUCGAAGAACUUUGAUUCUAAAUAAUACAACGGGGCCAAAAAACUAAAUUUACUUGCAAUUCUUCACAACAAUAAUAUUGUAGAUAGAAUAAAUAUAUUAGAAAACCUGGCUGUUAAUAGCGUUAACGGUAGAACCGAUAUAAAAAUGGUGCCAAACGCGACAACGUUACUAAAAACGACAAUGAGCACACACAUCAAUACAUCAUUUGCUCCGAAUUCGACGUUCCUAGUACCAACUUACAUGACGCAGGAAGAAUUCCUGGCCCUGCAAAUGACGAAUGCGUCUGAUGCAAACACAACAUUGAACGACACGACAAUAAACCAAGUCGUGUUGAGAACUUGGUAUCCGAGUGGCUAUUCACCAGCUCACAUAAUCAUAGCGUCUGUGGUGGUGACCGUUCUGAUGAUAAUGGUCGUGGUGGGGAAUAUGUUGGUGAUAAUAGCAAUAGUGACUGAGAAAGCGUUAAAGAAUAUACAGAACUGGUUCAUCGCGUCAUUAGCGGUGUCGGACUUUUUUUUAGGACUUGUAAUAAUGCCGUUUUCUCUAGCGAACGAGUUAAUGGGCUACUGGAUUUUCGGUUUCUGGUGGUGUGAAAUACAUUCGGCGAUGGAUGUGUUGUUGUGUACAGCGUCGAUAAUGAAUUUGUGUCUCAUAUCGCUGGAUCGCUACUGGAGUAUAACGCAGGCUGUAGAUUAUCUUAAGAAGCGAACGCCAGCACGCGCGGCGCUGAUGAUAGCCGCGGUUUGGCUGAUGAGCGCUCUCGUGUGCAUUCCUCCGUUACUGGGCUGGCGCGUUACGAGACCGCCUGAGCAGUUUCCACAAUGCAAGGUUUCCGAUGACAUCGGCUACGUGGUAUACUCGGCGCUGGGCAGCUUUUACAUACCGUCCUGCAUAAUGGUGUUCGUGUAUAUACGAAUAUACUACGCUGCCAAGGCGAGGGCGAGACGAGGUAUACGAAAAAACCCAAGGCCGAGACCGAACGAACAACAGACGAGCUUCACAAACGCGCCGAAAGGCACGCGGCCGAUGCCGACGACAUCAACCAUAUCUAUUCCACCGGAUAUAGACGCUAACAAUUCUAAUAAUAAUAGGGAAAGUCAAAUAUCAACAAUAGAAACGCAACAGGUACCAAUACCGACCGUUACGUGUGACUUCGCCUCCGACAUAUCAACUAGUGAAGCGGGGGACGUAGCACUACAACCGGACGAGAGGAAAGACACGUUAAAGGUGGUAACAUCAGCGCAAGUAACAAGAAACCCCUUAGCCGCGUGCCCUUAUAGAAGUUCAACGCUCUCCGUAAACGGAGAACUUCAGUUGCAAUCGCAGAGAUGCAGAGCGCCAAGCGUAGCCAUAGACACAGAUAUGGUAUCCGAACUGGAACCAUCGUCAUCAGACUCCGGCGUCGUGUCCCGUUGCGCUGUAGUCAAACCUCUUAAGUUAAGAAUAUGCCAGCCAAUUUUCGGCAAAAAGAGUGACUCGUCACGGAAACAAGAAAAAACUCAACCAACAAAAGCCGAACUGGAACCAGCUUUACCGAAGCAGCAUAAGCCACGUGAUCCGGAAAGGGAAAAGCGAAGGUUGGCGAGAAAGAAAGAGAAGCGGGCGACACUAAUAUUAGGUUUAAUCAUGGGUAGUUUUAUAGCAUGCUGGCUACCAUUCUUCUUCCUUUACAUCUUGAAGGCUGCGUGCAGAGGAUGCAUCAUACCUUCGAGUGCUUUCGCUAUAGCAUUCUGGUUGGGUUAUAUGAACUCCGUCUUAAAUCCUGUAAUAUAUACGAUAUUCAACAAAGAUUUCCGACGAGCAUUCAGAAGGAUACUGUUCAAGUGAUGUUUAGCCUACCUGUGCUGCUACCGGUGUGUCGCCAACAGAAUCAUGCUGGCCCAACAGCGAGCAGCGCCAGGUCUUUACAAUGUACGUUGAUCAAAUCACUAUCCAUUAACUUGAAACGCUUGAAAUUUUUACUUUGUACUAUAAUAUCAUUCGAGUCGAAUAUAUUUUUUAAAGAAUAAUGUGUUCAUUUGUAAAUAAUAUUAUUAUGUUGUAUAGAUUUUCAUACGUGACCUAUUCUGUGAAUACUGUUGUCGCCUAAUGUUACUUUUGUAUUCGGAUAAUCUUAUUGGCGUU
Messenger RNA from Vanessa tameamea, 2922 nucleotides. It is a transcript of the gene Octalpha2R, whose product is annotated as alpha-2Db adrenergic receptor. Gene Ontology annotation, biological process: adenylate cyclase-activating adrenergic receptor signaling pathway. Bases 943 to 2625 code for a protein of 560 amino acids. Gene Ontology annotation, cellular component: plasma membrane. Gene Ontology annotation, molecular function: G protein-coupled receptor activity. The record is from RefSeq and is a predicted model, not a curated record. The transcript is spliced from 7 exons. Lineage: Eukaryota; Metazoa; Arthropoda; Insecta; Lepidoptera; Nymphalidae.